Aspergillus luchuensis is the source of this 468-nucleotide messenger RNA. RefSeq lists its product as uncharacterized. The transcript is spliced from 3 exons. Lineage: Eukaryota; Fungi; Ascomycota; Eurotiomycetes; Eurotiales; Aspergillaceae. The record is from RefSeq and is a predicted model, not a curated record. The coding region runs from base 1 to 468 and encodes 155 amino acids.
AUGUCCACCCGUAAGAGAAAGCAAGAGGCUGAGGAAGAGGAAGAGCUCCAAGCGCUCCCUAGCGACGAGAGCGAGGAAGAAGAAGAAUAUGAGGACUCUGAAGUAGCCGAGAGCGAGGAAGGAGAGGAAGAGGGAAGCGAAGAAGAGGAGCUUGAAGAAGAAGAGGAGGGUGAAGAGGAACCAGAGGAACAAGCAGCUCCUCCGGCUUCCAAGAAGCGAAAGACAGCUCCUGCGCCCGAACAAGAGGAGGAGGAAGAAGAGGGCAAGGAAAAUGGCGAAGCUGAAAACGGUGAAGAUGAGAAUGGCGUUGAUGAGGAAGAGGAGGAAGCACCGGAAGGCGAGGAAGACGCCGAGGAAGCUCCUGAAGAGACAGCAAAGACCAGUGCCCCUGCCGCCGCUGCUAGCAAGGCUAAGGCUGGCGAUGUACCUAAGGAAGCCGAAGCCGAUGCUGCUGCAGAGGAGGAGUGA